AUGAGUGUAGCCUUGUACAAGUCCUUCUAUAACCUGACACGCCAUCAGGUUGUUGUCCACUCUGGAGCGAAUCCAUUUGUGUGCGAUCUUUGUGGAAAAGGUUUCAUAAAGAAAUCAGCCCUGACUAGACAUCAGCGUGUCCACACUGGAGAGAAACCAUUUGUUUGUGGCACUUGUGGAAAAGAGUCUCCAUAUUUAAAGUCCCUAACCAACCAUCAGCGCAUCCACACUGGAGAGAAACCUUUUGUUUGCGACCUUUGUGGAAAAUCCUUCUCUCUCAAAUCCACCCUGAUAAACCAUCAGCGUGUCCACACUGGAGAGAAACCUUAUUUUUGUGACAUUUGUGGAAAAGCCUUUACAUGUAAAUCAUCACAGUCAACUCAUCAGCGUGUCCACACUGGAGGGAAACCAUUCGCUUGUGACUUAUGUGAAAAAACUUUCACGAAGAAAACGCACCUGACAGACCAUCGGCGUAUCCACACUGGAGAGAAACCAUUUGCUUGUGAGACUUGUGGCCAAACUUUUUUAGAAAAAGGGUACGUUAUCCUUCAUUGGCGUACCCACACUGGAGAGAAACCAUUUGUCUGUAGCUUUUGUGGAAAAGCUUUUGUGCAGACAUCAGCUCUUUCCGCUCACCAACGAGGUAUCCACUCUGAAGAGAAACCAUUUGUUUGUGAUCUUUGUGGACAAGCCUUCUCCAUAAAAUCCUAUCUGACCAAACAUCAACAUAUUCACACUGCAGAAAAACCAUUUGUUUGUGACUAUUGUGGAAAAGCUUUCUCGAGGAAAGCACACCUGACGAAUCAUGAGCUACCCACACUGUUUGCUUGUGAUAUUUGUGGUAAAAACUUUUCGUCAACGUCAUCUGUUAACAAACAUCAGCGUAUCCACACUGGAGAGAAACAAUUUGUUUGUGAUAUCUGCGGAAGAACCUUCUCAUUUAAAUCUGCACUGAAAGAGCAUCAGCGUGUCCACACUGGAGAGAAACCAUUUGUUUGUGGUACUUGUGGGAAAGAGUUUCCAUAUUUAAAGUCCCUCCAUGUCCACCAGCGUGUCCACACUGGAUAGAAUGUUGUUUGUGGUCUUCAAAUGCAGAAAGCAAACAAGUAACAUUUGCAUGUACAAACUACAGAGCAACUUGUUGUAUACAUGUACAUGUAUGUGGGUUUUCAGGCAGUUCUUAAAUGAAUCCAGUUUUGUGUUAGAGCGCAGUGAUUGAAGGAGAUUGCCUCCAUGAAGGUUAUUGCCCUUAUUGGCCUGGUUUGACGUAUAGUGGGCUGGUCCCCCUUGUUUAACCUCCAGUGUCUUGUUCUGACAGGAACAGGAUCAACGCUUUUGAGAUGUGGUGCUGGAGGAGAAUGCUGAGAAUAUCAUGGCAAGAGCACAAGACCAAUGUUUUUGUUAGAAACCUGAUAGGAGAAGAUAGACCCACCUUGCCCUCAAAAAUUAACAAAAACAAGCUUCAGUACUUUGGUCACAUAUCCAGAAGAGAGGGGGACAACCUUGAGAAGAUCAUUGUGCAAGGAUGUGUAGCAGGUAGUCGCCGACGUGGCCGUCAAAAACUUCGUUGGACAGAGGGAAUCAAAGAACUCACGGGCUUAUCAAUAAACGUUGCUUAUCGAUCUGCACUGGAUAGACAGAAGUGGAACUACAUCAUAAACAGGGUCACAAAGGGUCAGCCAUGACUCAUAGGACGACGACGUCUUGUUCUGACCAGACUUUUCAGAGCACCAAUCAUGGCUGAGAUUGGCCUAUAAAACACAACAAGUUAACAAAACCAAACCAUUCAAAUUUAUUGUUUAUUCUACAAAAAGAAAGUUAUUGUUCACUGAUUAAUUGCGACUACAGCUUUAAGCGAGAAAAUCAUUAAAUAAAAACUUUUACAUGCGUUUAUUUUCCAAAAAACAGACCACAGGCAGGUUUCACUACCGGCUAAGAUUAAUCUUAACUGUGUACUAAUCUUAAUUGCUAAGCAAAGUAUGAUGUCACUGUACAAAUCAAUAUGGUGAUAAUCUUAACGCUUUUUGAAAUCCAGCCCAGCUUAUUGGUUGACAAGACACCCCUAGUGGUGUAAAUCGUCCAAUCAUCAAAUCUAAAUUAUUCAAAUGAGGGCAUUAGGCCUAUAUUUUUUACAAUCGCAGGCCUGAUACUUCACGGAGGCAACGAAGGCAAUUGCCUCCGUUGCCCCU
Asterias rubens (European starfish) is the source of this 2189-nucleotide messenger RNA. RefSeq names its product endothelial zinc finger protein induced by tumor necrosis factor alpha-like. Gene Ontology annotation, biological process: regulation of transcription by RNA polymerase II. The record is from RefSeq and is a predicted model, not a curated record. Gene Ontology annotation, molecular function: DNA-binding transcription factor activity; RNA polymerase II cis-regulatory region sequence-specific DNA binding. NCBI's taxonomy places the organism in Eukaryota, Metazoa, Echinodermata, Asteroidea, Forcipulatida, Asteriidae.